Molecule: messenger RNA, 531 nt
Organism: Aureobasidium pullulans EXF-150
Lineage: Eukaryota; Fungi; Ascomycota; Dothideomycetes; Dothideales; Saccotheciaceae
Exons: 3
Coding region: 1-531 (176 amino acids)
Source: RefSeq, a predicted model, not a curated record
AUGUCAUCUCCUCACCUCAACGACCUUCUAAGCGGCCUCUAUCUCAGCGACGACGAUCUCGCCGCUCGCCUCGAGGCUCUUAAGCGCCGUAGCUCCUUACCUCGCGCGCGCGCACUUCCUCAGCCACCUCGUCAGAUCAAGACCUCGCCGGUCUCACCUCGCGCACGCGCACUCGCACUUCCUCAGCCUCCUCGCCAGGAGCGCUCACCUCGUCCUCUCACGACCAUGAACAACGAUUGUUCUGUCGCUCGCCGCAGAGCUCUCAGCUCCUCGCCAGUCCGCAUGACUAAUCCUCCUGAGUUCGACAACGACAAGUACGGCGAGCGUCACCGCGAGAGCCGCGCAUGGUCAGAACUCUCACGCCUCCACCAAGGAGAAGACACCUUCGCCGACUUCUUCGCUCACUUCGAAGAGCUCCUGGCAUACGUUACCUUGCUAGAGAGUGUACAGAUCAACUUCGUGCUCGACAAGCUCUCCUUCCGCUACGCCGACAAGGUCGAAGACGGCACCUCGUACGACUCGCUCCGCUAG